GCCGUCUCCGUCUCCGGCUUGAUCCGCCUAGUAGUAGCGAUGAGUAAAAAAAAGAAUCCUAAUGUUUUCUUGGAUGUCUCUAUUGGUGGGGAUCCCGUUCAACGGAUUGUCAUUGAGCUUUUUUCUGAUGUUGUCCCCAAGACAGCGGAAAACUUCCGUGCCCUCUGCACAGGUGAGGCGGGAGUUGGAAAGGCCACUGGGAAGCCUCUACAUUUCAAAGGAUCAUCUUUCCAUCGAGUUAUCAAAGGAUUCAUGGCUCAGGGUGGUGAUUUUUCCAGUGGAAAUGGCACUGGUGGGGAGAGCAUCUAUGGUGGGAAGUUUUCAGAUGAGAAUUUUAGAUUGGAUCAUGAUGGAGCUGGAGUCCUUUCAAUGGCAAAUUGUGGCCCAAAUACCAAUGGGUCCCAAUUUUUUAUACUUUUUAAACGCCAACCACAUCUUGAUGGGAAGCAUGUUGUAUUUGGCAAAGUUGUUGAGGGGAUGGGAGUAAUCAAGAAAAUGGAACUUGUGGGGACGAGUGAUGGGAAACCUACUAGCCCAGUUAAGAUAAUUGACUGUGGCGAAACGUCUCAGAUAAGAGCACAUGAUGCUGAAAGAGAAAAAGGGAAAUCGAAAAAAUCAAACAAGGGCCUUUCUUCUGGUGACAUAUCUGACCGUGAAGCUAGGGGGACACGCAAAAAGCAAUCAAAGGAGAAAAGGAUAAAGCGAAAAAGAAGAUACUCUCCGUCGGAUUCAUAUAGCUCAAGUUCUGACUCAGAUUCAGAUUCGGAAUCAGAAACAUAUUCAUCCUCCUCCUAUGAGUCUAGUUCUUCCAGUGAUGGGAAGCAUAGGAAGAGGAAGUCAACAAAGAGACACAAAGGCCGACGCGGGGAAAGAAAGAUUAAAGGACGAAACGGGAAAAAGAAAGCUCGGCGCAGAAGCACGGAUAGUUCAAGUGACACGGAGAGUAGCAGCAGUUCUGAUGAUGAGAAAGUGGGCCACGAUAAAGCAAGAAAGUCAGUGAUAGCUAAAGAUGGUGGAAAAGUUUCAACAACUGUGCCUGCUGCUGAUUCUAGUCCUGCAGAGAAGAGCUUUCUGAGAGAGGAACCAAUUUCUUUCCUGAAGAACGAUGAACCUGUGGGUAAUGGAAAGGCCACCAAAGCAGAUAACGCUGAUCAACACGCCAAUUUGGAUGACUCAUUGAAAUCAAGGAGCAGGAGCCCAAUUCGUAGGACUAACCAAAACAGCAGGAGCAAAAGUCCUAGUAGGAGCCCUGUGAGAGAUCUUGGAAAUGGAAGCAGAAGUCCUCAUGAGAAGCCAACAGAGGGAACUGUGGGGAAAUCUUCCAGAAGCCCAUCUCCAAGUGGUGUGCCCAAGCGCAUCCGAAAGGGGCGUGGGUUCACCGAACGCUAUUCCUUUGCUCGGAAGUACCAUACGCCUUCUCCUGAGCGUUCUCCUCCUAGACAUUGGCCUGACAGAAGAAGCUUUCAGGAUAGGAACAGGGAUAGGUAUCCGAGCAACAGAAGUUACUCUAAGCGCUCACCGAGGGGACGCUUUAGAAGCCCACCCAGAAGGAGCCCUCCAAGGUACAACCGGAGGAGAAGGAGCACUUCUCGGAGUCCAGAUGGGUACCGUAGACGCUUGAGAGACGGAAGCAGGAGCCAGAGUCCGAGGCAUCGUAGCCCUAGCAAGAGCCCUAGAAAGAGGCAGCCAAUUAGCCAAGACCUUAAAUCCCGUCUCGGGCCACAGAGAUCCCCCAUCAGAGGAGGACGCACCUCUCCUGCAGGAUCACUCAGCCCUUCUCACUCAUCAUCUCCAGCAGGACAGAGAGGUCUGGUUAGCUAUGCGGAUUGAUGAUCACUCAUCCAUUGUUUUCUCUGGUGACUUGCGAGUUUUUGUUGUAAUUUCAGUGUUUUAGUGCAAGCAAUAAUAGGUAAUGAAAUUUAUGAUGUUGG
Arabidopsis arenosa is the source of this 1931-nucleotide messenger RNA. Lineage: Eukaryota; Viridiplantae; Streptophyta; Magnoliopsida; Brassicales; Brassicaceae. The record is from the annotation of a GenBank genome assembly.